UUGCCGGCGAGAAGCGCCGAGUACGACAGCCAACCGGCUAGCUAUGACCUCCAUUGACAGCUGCCUCGUCAUCAACGCCAACAACACCAACAAUGGCUGCGCCGCCCUCUAUACCGCCUAUGGCGAGCAGUGACAGUUUCAAUCCCGAUUUCAACGCCCCCACCGCCCCCAACGAUGACGUUGCACCCGUCUCACCCAUCGACGACGUAGCCGCGCCCGCAUCGCCAGAGCAGCGUGCACCACCCCAAGACACGCAAACGCAGCAGCGCGUGCAUGAGGUUUUGCAUUCAGAUAUUGGUGUGACAACACUACUGAACCGUCUGAAAGCUAGCAUUGCGAGUGCGCGAGAUUUUGCCAGCUUCCUCAAGCGUCGCGGAGCUCUGGAGGAGGAACAUGCUGGUAGUCUGAAGAAGUUAAGCCGGCUGACGCUUGACGGUCUGCGCAAAGCCGAUGCGCGCCACGAAUCAUAUGCGACGCAAUUUGAAUACGUUCUACACGCCAACGAGCGCAUCGCCGACAAUGGUACCCAAUUUGGACUCGCCCUUCACGCCAUGCACGAGAACCUUCUGCAGCUGGCGAACAAAAUGGACGCAAAUCGCAAAACGCUGAAGCAGACUGGUAUGAUGGCAGAGAACAAGGUGCAGGAUGCCGAGAGACUCGCAGAGAAGGCCAAGGCCAAGUACGACCAGCUGGCAGAGGAUCUAGAUCGUGUCAAAACCGGAGAUACGGGCGCUGGCAGAAAGUUUGGUCUCAAGGGUCCCAAAUCAGCUGCCCAGCACGAAGAGGACCUUCAGCGAAAGCUACAAGCCGCGGACCAGGACUACGCCAGCAAGGUCCAGACGGCACAAGCUUCUCGGAAGGAGCUCGUAGCGACAGCGCGCCCGCAGGCUGUGUCUGGCCUGUUAGAUCUCAUCAAAGAGACGGAUGCGGCAUUGACGAUGGAAAUGCAAAAAUACGCAUCGUUCAAUGAGAAGUUGGUUGUCAACAACGGCCAGGUAGUCAGCCCACAGCCGCUCAAGGGCAGCACCGCACAGCCUCCUCCAAGUGUCAAUCAGCUUAUCUAUCAAAUCAACAACGACAAAGAUUUUGACGACUUCAUCCUGAAGAAUGCUACUAAAGUUUCGAUCAAACCUGAAUUGCAUUACGUCAAGCACCCUACUCAGGCUCCUGCGCAAUCGUACCCUUCCAUGACCCCGACCGGUAACAACGACCGUCGCACGUCAAUGCCUCCACAAAUUCAGCCACCGGUAUCUUUCCCACCACAGCAAAUGGAGGCAAAUGGUUCGACUUUCCCGCAGCAGCAGCCCCCUCAGCAUCUCGAUGCGGAUCCUCAAGCUGUAUUCUCCUCCUACCAGCCGCCUUCUCAGCCAGCCAACAACCAGGGGUCUGCGCCUGGGAUGUCUCCUUAUUCGCCUGUUGCAUCAAACUCCUUCUCGCAGCCCGAGUAUCCACGGGGACCUGUUGGUCAGGCAACAGCACAGCAAACAAGUGGGAUACUGUACAAUAACCCGCAACCCCCCGUCAAUCCAGUCUUCGGUAUCACCCUCGAAGAUCUCUUCCACCGAGAUGGCUCGCCAGUGCCCAUGGUGGUAUAUCAGUGUAUUCAAGCAGUGGAUCUGUUCGGUUUAGAAGUUGAGGGCAUUUACCGCAUCCCAGGAACCUCGUCCCAUAUCCAACAAAUGAAAGCUUUGUUCGAUAGCGACGCAUCGCAGGUCGAUUUCCGGAAUCCCGAAGCGUUUCAACACGACGUCAAUAGCGUUGCCGGUCUGUUGAAGCAAUUCUUCAGGGAGCUGCCCGAUCCCCUUCUUACCAGAGAAUUCUACACAAAAUUCAUCGACGCUGCUCGAGUUGAUGAUGAUACAAUGCGACGGGACUCGAUGCACGCACUGAUCAACGCACUCCCUGAUCCCAACUACGCAACACUUCGCGCAAUAGUUCUGCACUUGCACCGUGUUCAACAAUCAUCUGAGAUCAACCGCAUGAGUACAGCUAAUCUGGGCAUUUGCUGGGCUCCAUCUAUCAUGGGGCCUCACAAAGGCAACAAUAUGGCGGACGCUGGGCUCCAGGCACGCGUUAUCAUAACCAUCUUGGACAACGUGCUCCAAAUUUUUGAUGAAGACUAAGCCAGCUCACCUCCGGAUUACUACCAUGUGGAGGAAGUGCGUAAUAUAUCAUGACAUGCCGGGAAACCUAUGACACUAAGUCUUUUCGCACUCAGCAGAGUAUGGGAGGUUUGGCUGCAGAUCCAGAUC
Molecule: messenger RNA, 2252 nt
Organism: Boeremia exigua
Lineage: Eukaryota; Fungi; Ascomycota; Dothideomycetes; Pleosporales; Didymellaceae
Product: Rho GTPase-like protein activator
Exons: 5
Coding region: 93-2123 (676 amino acids)
Biological process (GO): regulation of GTPase activity; signal transduction
Cellular component (GO): cytoplasm
Source: RefSeq, a predicted model, not a curated record